GCAGCCCUGAUUUCAGGUGCUAUAAAAUAACAUUUACUUCACUGAUGCUUCAUGGAGCCCUAGUAGUGUGGAAUUUUUUUUGUUAAAAGGUGUUGGAUGAGAAAAGAACUCUCAGCUACAAUCACAUAUGGUAAAUCCUGGGUCAUUAUGGGAAUUUUUAGAACCUUUUAAAUAAUUUGUUUUAAGUUUAUUUGUGGGAGAAAAAGAGAGAGAGGGAGGGAUGGGGAGGGGCAAAGAGAGGGAGAGAGAGAAUCCCAAGCAGAUCCCAUGCUGUCAGUGCAGAGCCCAAUGUGGGGCUUGAAGUCAUGAACCAUGAGAUCAUGACCUGAGCUGAAACCAAGAGUUGGACACUUAACCGACUGAGCCACCCAGGCACCCCUAGAAUCUUUUAAAUCUUCAGGAUUGAGUCAUAGUAUUUAGUAUUUCUCAAAGUUUUGUCACUGUGAAGCUAUCCUCCUGCCACCCCUUACUUGAGUAUUUAGGGUCAUGGGAAUAAAUGUUGAAUGAAUGCUGAGAGUCUUUGGUAAUCAGUUUUGUUUGUAGACCAUGUGUUCUGGUUUUGGGUUUGGGGAAAAUACCACUCUAUAGAAAACAAAAAAUUCUGCCUAAUGUUAUAAUUGCUUUUGUUUUUAAAAUCUAUACAUUUAAAAAUCUAUACAUGUAUAGGUCAGUGUAUAUAAACAAAAAAACUAGAAGGAUGUAUACCAAAAUGUUAACUAUAAUUAUCCCCAGGCAGGGAUGUGGUUAGGGAAAGAGAUUAUAAGUGAUUUUCUCUUCCUUUUCGUUUGGCUGUAUUUUCUGCAAUCAGUAUAUGUAACGCUUGUCAUAUAUAGCUCUAGUCAUAUGACAUUUGAUUAUUAUAUUUUUUUAAAUGUCACUUUCCAUGCAUUAUCUUAUUUGCCUCUCAAGCAACUCAGUGAUAAUAGAUUCUGUUAUCCCCAUUUUAUGGAUGAGGAGACUUUACACAGCUCUUUAGCAGACCCACGUCUCUUGAUGUCAUUACCCAUGCUGCCUCUUUGGUAUGAGAGAAUGGCAGCACACGCUGUCCUCAGAAGGGCUGUGGUGCCUCCUCACCCAACCCCCUCGGUUUAUAGUUCAAGGUUGAGACCCUGAAAGCGAAAAGGACUUGAAUGAGACAUGUGGUUUUUGAACAAGGACAAGUCCCCCAAACUAUCAUUUUCUGGAGCAGGGCUGGGAGAGGGAAUCAAGCCACUGUUUACCAGAAGCCUUGACUUUAUCUGUUAUACUGAGCCCAGAAGGGUGAGGGGAAAAAUGUACUGAUGUGCAAUGGAGAAUACAGUGUGUGUGUGUUUUUUAAGGUCACUUUGAUAAAUGGUUUAUGUUGCCAAGAUCACAUUGCUUUAGAAUUUUUUUUUCUUUUCAUAGUACACCUCAUUUAACUGUGUCUUUUUUAAAUGCAUUUUUUUCUUUUCCUCAUCUAUUUUUCCUGUGAAUCUUAUUCACAUAUCCAUUUAUGUAGAGCUACUGUGGUGAUUAUGAUGUUUGGGGUUUUGCGGGUUCAUCUGAGUAGUGUUCCUGUUAUUGCCCCAUGCCCAAUACUUAGUUACAUGGAUGAAUGAAUUGUGGGAGUGUUAUUUGGGGGAAAGUCAGGGUCCAGCUCCUCAAAGAGACCUGGGAUCAGAGGACACUGUGAAGAGUUGUGCUUGUGUGAUCCGGAAUCAGUGUGUGGCCCUAUCAAUGUGGCUGUGCUGCUUCGAGAGGAGGGAGAUUCUAGAAUAUUGCAGCUCACAGGCAUUGAGGGGUUCCAUUCAGCUGAGCCUCCAGCCAUUAGGACAGGUCCAGCAGUGCUGUCUACCACAGGGCAGGGGACAGCAGCAUCCUACUUCAAGAGGAGCCAGGCUUUGGAGUCAGAUGGAUCAGGGUAUGAAUCCUGGUCCUAAGACCCACUAGUUGUGUGACUUCAGGAUAACCUCUCUAUGCCUCUGUUCCCUCCUCUGUAAGCUGGGGAUGAUAAUAAAAACACCUCAUAGGAUUGUUGUGGGGAUUAAAUGAGUACGUACACAUGGAAGAGUACCUGGCACAUCAUAAGUACAAAUAAGUGUCAACGACUAUUAUCAUUAACAGUGAUACAACAUAAAAUCCCAAGAAUAAGGACGCCUGGGUGGCUCAGUCGGUUAAGCGUCUGACUUCGGCUCAGGUCACGAUCUCAUGGUUUGUGAGUUCGAGCCCCGCAUUGGGCUCCGCAUUGACAGUGCAGAGCCUGCUUGGGAUUCUCUCUCUCCCUCUUUCUCUGCCCUUCCCCCCUGUCUCCUGCUCUCUCUCUUUAGAUAAAAAAUCUAAAAAAAAAAAAAAAAAAUCCCUGGAAUAGUCAGUAGCAUACCUUUUGACAUGUUUGCUCCCCAGAGUAGGUGUGACUUUUGUUGUCAAUUUAGGGCUGUGUGUCACUAACUGAUUUUGAAUGGGUUUCCCUCUCCUGGAAUGCUUUCUUAUCCCAGGGUGAUUGGCAAUGCCUGAGCUGUUGCCUUACUUACCAGUCAGAAGGGCUUCCUCAGACAUAGUUUUCAGAGAAUCCUGUGAUCUUUUCAGUCAGCAAUGUGUUUUCUAUUAGAGACAGCACGGUGAUCACAGCAGGUAACCCAUAGUAUACAGUCCAGCCUUAGCCACAGACAGCCCUGUGUUUUUAAAAAGACCAAACACUUUUUCCCCAGAGCUUUAUUUAAAAACAACAACAACAACAACAACAACAACAUUCAACAAAGCAUUAAAUUGACUUCUUAUAGAAAGGAGAAGCGCCUUACUUUAUCUUCUGUGACUGUCUCCAGGUGCUGGCCACAUGAGAUUUGACUGUCAGCAUUGACUCUGACCAAGUAAUUCUUCCCCUUCUUUCCCUGAAGGUGCAGAAUUUGGACGCUGCAAACCUCUUAGGAGCCCUGUUUCUUGGGCCUUUAAAUUUGGACAUUCUCUGAAUUCUCUGCCUUAUGUCUUUGGCCUCUGCCAAAGAUGGAGGAGUAAAUGUGUGGCAAACAAUCCAAGCACAGAAGGAUGCUGUCUGGUCCUGUGCUCCCUGUUCACUGGCUUACGAAAGCAGUGAGUUGUGGUCCGUGUGGGACCCAGAGAGCCCCACGUCCUCCUGCUGUCUUUGUCCCAAUCUCUGAGUUUUUUUUCUUCUCACUAUUAAAGCUUUAUUGAAUUUUAAUGAACAUACUGCAUCCCUGAAUUUUUAUCUGGAGUCUGUCCUUGAUUCUUAAUUAAACUACUACAGUGUGGUGGCAAGAGUUUGGGAUGUGAAGCCAGAGGGAAGAGAAAAAGGAAAGCACAUUUUAUUGAGUGCUUGCCCCUUAUCAUUCAAUUCAUCAGAUCUUUCUUAAGCUUUUGCCACAAGCCAGGCAUUGGGAAAGGCACUGUAGGUAAUGUGUUAAAGAUGACCAUGGGGGACUGGACCCAGCCUACCUGGGUUUGAAUUUCAGCUCCACCAGUUAGGUGGGACCUUAACAACUUCUUAUUUAACUUCUCUUGUGCCUCAGUAUCCCCAUCUGUCAAGUUAGGAUGCUAAUAGUGUCCACCUGUUAGGAGUGCUUUGACGAGUAAAUGAGUUAGUAGUAUAGAAUGAGACGAUGAUGAUGAUGAUGGUGAUGGCAGCAAGGAUGACAGUGACCUUGAUGGGGAGGGGUUAGGAUUGGGACUCAACCAGAUAGACACAUCAUUUCUUUCAUGUUGCUUAUAGUCAUGUGUGUGCAUGUGUGUGUAUAGGGUGGAGGUGCUGAGGGAUGCACUUGGAGCCUAAGACAGAUAUAAAUAAAUCAAUACAAUGAAGCUUGGUGAGUAUGACUCUAGGACAGGGAAGGGUAUCAUGCGAGCGUCCAGCAGGGGGUCAGCCUCCUAACAGGUCAGAGAAGCAUACUAGACAGUGACUUUUCAGUGAAAUUGAAAGGAGAAAUAAAAGUUAGCUGGGCUGGGGGUGGUGAGGGGAGGUGUGUUCUAUGUUCUUGGCAGAGGAACAGUAUACGUGAAAGUCUGAAGAGGAAAGCAGCUCCACGUGUCUAAGGAACUGAAGAAAUCCAGUGAGCCUAGAGCUCGGAAUGUGAGCAGAGUGGUGAGAAGUCAGUUGGCAAUGAAGGCAGAAGCCAGACCAUGGAAAACAGUUGUUAUAUUGAGGAGUUUGGAUGACUAGAGCCAAAUACUAUCCUCAGGGAUUUCCAUGAAUUCCUUCAAGCAUUACAACUCUGUGAUAUAGGUGUUAUUAGCCCCAUUUUGUUAAUGGGGAAGUUGAGGCUCCAAAAAAUUUUCACUUAUCCAGAGGCAUAGACUUAGAAGAUAGUAGAGCCAGGAUCUGAACCUAGUUCUCUCUGGCUCCAAAGCUAGAGUUCUUUUGAUGGCAACCUAUGCCUUCUGAACUUGAACUCUGGCUAUUAGCUUUAUGACUUCAGACUACCCUCAGUUUACUCACCUGUAAAAUAGGUAACAUUAAUAAAUGCCAGCCUCAGAGACUUGUAAAGACAAAUGAAAAUACAUCUAAAAUGCCAAGAAUAGUGCCUGGCAUAUUAGCGAAUUCCACAACGGGGGACCCUUGACAGAGAAGCGUUUUUCCUUCACAGGCCCGGUGAACUGAGAGAAAACCCCAUGAGCUGCCAUAUGCAUGUUGGCCUGGUUGUCAGUCAUCUUUCCAAGGAUGAGUUAAGACCCACAUAGAAAUCAUCUCUGCACAUAGGGAAUCUCCUCCCCCUAGCUACUUGACAAGUCUCAGUGGAGUGGCCUCUCUUUCGACCCUGCAGCCCCGUAGCCAUUUGAGCUUCAGCUCUGCUGGUAGGCAUGAUCCUGAGGCUUCCUUCAGCUCUCCCAAGCACCCUUCCCCUCAUGGGCUCAAUGGGUGUCCUUUUCCUCUUCCUCCAGAGUCCACCAGGCCUGCUCUUCCUGCACCUUAUGAAAUGAGCUUCACUGCUGGUUUGAAAUAUAUUUGACUUUGUGGUUGUUGUUUGACUUUUCUCACCCUAGUCUCCACGGCAGAGCCUGUCUCAUCUCUGUUUCCUACCAUGGUUAGCCCAGUGCUAUAGUAGGUACCCAAUAGAUUAUAAUGGUUUUCACCAGGAUAGAGCUUUGUGGAUACCAAGACUCUUCUGUACAGUUAAAAAAAAAAAAUCUUUACAACUGUCCUCUGAAGUAGACACAGCAUGUAGUAUUCUUUUCAGCACAGUUGGAGAAAUUAAGGCCUACACUCAAGCAUUAGGCCUACUAAUUAACUUUUUAAUUCUACAGAGUAGACAUUUACUAAAUAUAACUGUCCCAUGCAUGGGCUAGGAAAUAGAGCCAAAAGAUAUAAUCCCUUCCCUCAAGGAUGAAGCAGACACUUAGUUUUAGGACAGAGGGAUGAUGAAAGUGUUUCAAUUUAUUUGGAGGAGAGCAGCAAAAAAUUCAGAGAGAAAGAGAUGCUUGCAUUGGGCUUUACAGGAUUGACUUGGUGGCACAGAAAGGGCAGGAGGGAGGGGAUUCCGGGCAGAGGGAGUGACACAUGCCACAGCCCAUAGGAAUGAGGAGCCAGGCACCUUGGAAGGUACUGCGGUGUCAGCCUGGCUGGCAGGAGGCUCUGCGGUGGUGGCAGGGGAAGAUGGCGAUAACUCCCUCGGUUAAGACUCCAAGACAUCCAGGACUUACCAGGGACUGAGAGGUUUGUUCCUAGUUCCUUCCCUUCAUUCAGUGUCCCAGUCACUUGGCAUUCUUCCCAGAGGCACAUACCACAUGUGCAUAAACCACCUAGAAGCUUUGGAUGGGCUCUCUUUUGUCCCUGCUUCCUUGCACUCCCAGCUCAUCUGCACAUGGGUUUGUAAUCUACUUUCCAUGCUGAAAGAAAACAGAUCUUGCUACAUGAGUGACCUGUGACCUGACGACUUAGCAGAAUAAAGGUUACCAGGUGAAAGGCCAUUGGUAUCAUUUCCGCUCUGUGGCAUGAGGUAACCGCGAAGGAAUAAAGUUCAUCUGUGACCAGACACCUGUGUUCCUGUCUCACUGGCAAGAUCACCGUUAAACUGAAGAGCAUUAAAUUGCUCUUCGAAUGAGUCAGAUCCCUUGUUCCCGAGGAGACGAGCCUGGCGCAGCUUGAGCUCUGUGGGCAAGUCUGACCAGGCCCCAUCUCACUCUUGCCUGUGUUUGCCUUGCAGCUGUGUAAAUGAGUAUGGAAGAUUAUGAUUUCCUGUUUAAAAUUGUUUUAAUUGGCAAUGCUGGUGUGGGGAAGACGUGCCUAGUCCGACGAUUCACUCAGGGUCUUUUCCCUCCAGGGCAAGGAGCCACGAUUGGAGUCGAUUUUAUGAUUAAGACAGUGGAGAUUAAUGGUGAAAAAGUAAAGCUUCAGAUCUGGGACACAGCAGGUCAAGAGAGAUUUCGGUCCAUUACCCAGAGUUACUACCGAAGCGCCAAUGCCUUGAUCCUCACCUAUGACAUAACCUGUGAGGAAUCCUUCCGUUGCCUUCCUGAGUGGCUGCGGGAGAUAGAACAAUAUGCUAGCAACAAGGUCAUCACUGUGCUAGUGGGCAAUAAGAUUGAUCUGGCUGAAAGGAGAGAGGUCUCCCAGCAGAGAGCUGAAGAAUUCUCAGAAGCUCAGGACAUGUAUUACCUGGAGACCUCGGCCAAGGAAUCAGAUAACGUGGAGAAACUAUUCCUUGACUUAGCGUGCCGCCUCAUCAGUGAAGCCAGGCAGAACACGCUUGUAAACAAUGUAUCCUCGCCCUUGCCUGGAGAAGGGAAAAGCAUCAGCUAUUUGACUUGUUGUAAUUUCAACUGAAGGCCGAUGCAAGGAGAAGCGAAAGGAAUCAGCAGCUGCCCUGAUGGGCCCUGAAUUGCUGGGCAGAUCUGGUGAUGACUGUGGCUCCCGCUCUUAGACCCUCUGACUCCUGUGGGAUCCAGGGCUUACACAGCAUGGCAGGCCAAAGGCUUUGUCCGCAGGCCAGCAUUAGCAGAACAUACAAUGGUUUCACCCUUUCGCAGUCAGGAGUUGGAGCAAGGAGAAAAUUGCGCUAGACGCUCCAUGAUCUGCAGAGCAUGUUGCUUUUGUUCUUUUCAAAAAGCAAGUAAAAGCGCAUUCCUGAACACAGUCCAGGGGGAAAUGUACUGUAGGGACCCCUCCUGCACGUCAGUGGGUGCAUGUGGGGGCUGUUCUUUAGGGCUUCUGGGGGCCCUGGUUUUCUUGUCUACCAGAUAAACCAAAACUGGGAAGGCCAAGUACUGUCUUUGUGGUGCGUGUUGAUGACUCCACGGAGACUUUGAAAAGUGUUAUUUCUCUUGUCCACAGGCACUUUCAAGAACUUUGGGAUGUAAAAAUGAAACCUUUACCCCAUGACCAACAGUAACAAUCAUUGGUUUAAUAAUAUAUACAAGCCCCAUGACUCCUUCUGGUGCUAAUGAUUCUGCUCUUUCACAGACCAAACAUUUUAGUACAUUGAUGUCCUUAAAUGUAUUAUAUUGAAAUAAAAAAAUAAUAAUAAUAAGGGAAGUCCAUGAAUCAGCACUCUUUCUCAAAGUCUCCUUACUACCUUUUCUAGGGUAGAUUUGUUGGAAAAUAAAAUACUAUUCCUUUCAUGUUCUUUCCCCUCGAAAUCUCUACCAUUUUAUUCUUCUCUUCUCCCAUCUUUCCUGCCCUUUAAGUAAAUGAAAACACUAGAAAAAUGAAAAAAAAAAUGGUUGAUGAUAUUCUAAUAAAAAAGACUAUCUCUAAGACAUUAUGAGUAGUAUGAGAAAACAGACCAGAUCUGACCAAAAUACUGUGGAUUAAUGGACUGCAAUGCAGAGUUCUAAGCAGAGCACAGUCCUUGAUAGCAGGUGACAUCUUUUACUUCCUGGUACUAUCCAUCUUGGACAGACCAAGGCUUAGAAUUUUGUACAUGUUUUUAGUAUGAUAAGUGACAAUAGCAACAGAUGAAAAGUCUCAUGAACCAUUUUUGUAUUGUCAAGAACCUUCGACAGAUUCUGCUUGUGGAAGCAGGUGGAGCUGUCUUUUGUCACCUCCUUCACGUAGUGAUGUUACUCUCAGACUCACGACCAUACGUUCUAUCUUAUUUCCUUUCCUCUGCCUUUCUUUCCUGGUCUUCUCCUCCUUUCCUCUUUUCCUCUCUCCCUUCAUAUGCAUGUGUUACUGCAAAUCUCCAAUUCAAAUGGAGGUGUAUAUGCCUUUACUUAGCCAAUUUUAAAACAAGACUCAAAAUGGAAGAUGUGCUGCUGAAUAUGUGUUACUAAUUUCUUUAGUGCCAUACUUUGAUGCCUUCCAAUUUGUUCACCGAUAUAAAUGCAAAUUGGGGAAAUCAUUAAACCUGUAUGCUGUUGAUGCUGUCAGAUGUUUCUGUAGCUUGCUGCUUAGCAUCACUGAGGGCUGAGGAAUGGGAUAAGGAUAUGAUAUGCAAUUCUGCUGUUGUUGUCGAUGGUGGCAAUCUCGGUCCUGAUAUGUUGAUAUUUGAAAGCUAUUUAAUUUUAAAGAAAUGAGACACGUGGAGACAUGAUGUUGAUAAAGCAUUUCCAGCAUUUCUCCAGCAGAUUUCAGAGUGACUCAUCUUUUGUAUAGAGAUUAUAUACAUUGUUUAAGGGGUUGAUACCUUUGGUUGGCCUCACUGUGUUUGUCCUGGUCCUCUGCAUGACAGAAGGAGAUCUCAGAAGUUUAAAUUGCUUUUAUUUUGAAUCUGUGUCUACAGGAAAGAAAAAUCAUCUUAAUAAACACCAACCAAAAUCAGUGAUAA
Molecule: messenger RNA, 8675 nt
Organism: Acinonyx jubatus (cheetah)
Lineage: Eukaryota; Metazoa; Chordata; Mammalia; Carnivora; Felidae
Gene: RAB30
Product: RAB30, member RAS oncogene family
Exons: 4
Coding region: 6122-6733 (203 amino acids)
Biological process (GO): Rab protein signal transduction
Cellular component (GO): trans-Golgi network
Molecular function (GO): GTP binding; GTPase activity
Source: RefSeq, a predicted model, not a curated record